Molecule: messenger RNA, 1257 nt
Organism: Myxocyprinus asiaticus (Chinese sucker)
Lineage: Eukaryota; Metazoa; Chordata; Actinopteri; Cypriniformes; Catostomidae
Product: gastrula zinc finger protein XlCGF52.1-like
Exons: 2
Coding region: 1-1257 (418 amino acids)
Biological process (GO): negative regulation of transcription by RNA polymerase II; regulation of immune system process; regulation of cytokine production
Source: RefSeq, a predicted model, not a curated record
AUGGAUUCGGGAUGGACCUCUUGUGUUUGUGAAGUGGAUGGACACUCGAGAGGUGUCUGUCUAUUCCAGACACCUCUCGUGUGUCCAUGGGUGAAAGCACAAGAUGUAUGGAUGACAAAGACAUUGUCCUGCACCUGUGACUACAUACAACCUCCACAUGGGGGGUGCUGGCCUGUCCGAUCAGCUGUUGCAGUACUACAUUUCACAGCACAAAACCAUGAAGUGGUACAGAAAUAUAUUUCUACACUUCUUGGACAUUGCUGCCACCAAUGCUUUCAUAUUGCACAAAGAGCUACAAGGCAACAUGACCCACAAGGAGUUUAUGACCUGAUGGAAGUGAAAGAGGAAAGUCAAGAACUGAAUGAUGUGGAUCAGAAACACCAUCAGUAUCAUAAACCUGAUAAUUUCAUUACUGCUGAAGAAUAUUUUAGUGGCUCACAGACUGAAAAGAAUUCCUUAAGAAAAAGAACUCGAAGAAUAACAGCAAAACAUUCCUUCACCUGUCCUCAGUGUGGAAAGAGUUGUUCACAAAAAAUAGGUCUACAGAGGCACCUGAGAAGUCACACUGGAGAGAAGCCAUUCAAAUGCACUAUGUGUGAAAAGAGUUUCUCUCAAGAAGGAAACCUUAAGAGUCACAUAAGAAUUCACACUGGAGAGAAGCCUUUCAUAUGCACUCUGUGUGAAAAGAGUUUCUCUCAAGAAGGAAACCUUAAGAGUCACAUAAGAAUUCACACUGGAGAGAAGCCUUUCACUUGCCAUCAGUGUGGACAGAGUUUCAAAUAUACAACAACUUUUAAAACUCAUCUUCUCGAUCACUCUGAAUUAAAGCUAUUUAACCGUGAUCAGUGCAGCAAAGCAUUUACGAUGGCAUCAGAGCGAAAGAAACGCCUGACCAUUCAUGCAGAUAAAAAGCCUUACCAGUGUUGUUAUUGUGGAAAGAGUUUUUCACGGCUGAACUGUUGUAAUGCACACCAGAGAAUUCAUACUGGUGUUAAAGCUCAUGUAUGCUCAGACUGCGGUAAAGCUUUUGUCAGACCUUACGACUUGAAAAGGCACCAAAGAAUCCAUACUGGAGAAAAACCUUACAAGUGUUCACACUGUGUAAAGUGUUUCAUCACAUUUGAUCACCUGAAAAUCCAUGAGAGAGUGCAUACUGGAGAGAAGCCGUACCACUGCACUUCAUGUGGGAAGAGUUUCUCCCAAUUAAGUAGUGUACUGAAGCAUUUAAAAAAGUCUUGUCCGAAGUUUUCACACUGA